UCACAGGUUCUGGCAGUGGGCCGCCUCUGACUGAAAUAGGGCCUCAACCGGAUGGCGGUGGCGAGGCACGGCUGCCCGCCCUGGGGCUCGAUCCUCGGGCUGCUCGUGCUGGCCUUGGCUGCCGCCGCCGCCUGGGACGUGUCUUUUCUGCGCUGCAGUUUAGGGUCCUUCUGCGAAUGUGACUUCUGGCCCGACUUGCCUGGUCUGGAAUGUGACCUGGCUCAACACCUAGCUGGCCAGCAUUUGGCCAAGGCCCUGGUGGUGAAGUCAUUGAAGGCCUUUGUACAGGACCCAGCCCCCAGCAAGCCAUUGGUCCUUUCCCUGCACGGCUGGACAGGCACUGGGAAGUCCUAUGUGAGCUCCCUGCUGGCGCAGUAUCUCUUCCGGGGUGGCCUUCGCAGCCCUCAUGUCCAUCACUUCUCUCCUAUCAUCCACUUCCCACAUCCCAGCCACACUGAGCAGUACAAGAAUGAGCUCAAGAGCUGGGUCCAGGGGAACCUCACUGCCUGUGGCCGGUCUCUUUUCCUCUUCGAUGAGAUGGACAAGCUGCCCCCUGGCCUGAUGGAAGUCCUGAAGCCCUUCCUGGGCCCUUCUUGGGUUGUGUAUGGGACCAACUAUCGCAAAGCCAUUUUCAUCUUUAUCAGCAAUACUGGAGGUGAGCAGAUCAACCAGGUGGCCCUGGAGGCAUGGCGCAGCCGUAGGGACAGGGAAGAAAUCAGCCUACAGGAGGUGGAGCCAGCAGUGUCCCAAGCUGUGUUGGACAACCCUCACCAUGGCUUCUGGCGGUCUGGCAUCAUGGAGGAGCAGCUGCUGGAUGCUGUGGUCCCCUUCCUCCCCCUCCAGCGGCAUCAUGUGCGCCACUGUGUGCUCAAUGAGCUGGCUCAGCUGGGUCUGGAGCCCCGCGAGGAGGUGGUUCAGGCUGUGCUGGACAGUACCACCUACUUCCCUGAGGAGGAGCAGCUCUUCUCCUCCAAUGGCUGCAAGACAGUGGCAUCCCGAAUCACAUUUUUCCUCUGAGAACCCCGGGGACAUCAUUGCCUCCUCUGCCUAGACAGAUCAAACAGACGCCUGGGCGUCUCCUGGAAGAAUUCUUCCCUAAGCUGGCUGGCAAGUGGGACCCAGAGCACAGAGUUACGAUGAAGAAAGGUGUUGGCAGGCCAAGGAAGAAAGGUCUAGAAGCAUCUUUGCUGGGAAAUUCCUGGGCACCCCAGAACCUCACAGCCUCGCCAUUGCUCUGCGGUCUGAGCCUUCUCAAUGUGAACGGCAACUCAGGGACAAAGUGGCUACUCCAGCUGGGGGCUUUUACUGGCACGCCUUGUCUGGUCCCUUCUCCAGAUCUCAGCCUAUGGCUGGACCUGGCAAUCCAGCUAGGCCAGGCAAGCAUCUCAGUUUUACCAAAUGAAAGGACUCAAGCUGCUACCUGGGCCUGGCUUUCAAAGUUUUUAAUUUUGUAUGAGAAGAGAGCAGAGAUAAUAAACUUAGCCAUGGUAUUGGAACAUUGACCAAGGUUUCUCACUGUCCUGGGAGGAGGCAGCUUUGCUGCGUCUGCUCACUGCUCAGCACGGGCUUCAACUGGCUCUGAGGGAGCAGUAUAAUGGCUGGAGGUGAGCUAGUCUCUGUCUUCUUCAGGCUCCUGAGAUAAAAGGUUAGUCAGUUCCGUGAAGCUUUCGGCACUGCUCAGAUGUGUUGAUGUGCUCUCAGUGAAGCUUGAGGAGUCAUCACCAUCCUUGCUGGCCUCUGGACUCUGGCUCGGGGGCUCACUGGCACUACUGAGGCUCCUACCACUGUCAUGGACGGUUGUGCUGGAACUCUUCGUUAGUAUCUGGCUGCUGCUCCGGGUCUUGGGUUUCCAGCCCUGGGCUCGAACAGCCUUAGCUCUUCUGACUCUCUCCUUUAGGAUCAGGGAAGACCUGGACUUGGUAGGCUUUGGGCGCUCAAGGGCUUCUUGCUUGCUGGUGCUCUUCCUGGGACCCUUGGGAGCCUCUGUCUUUGGUUUUGGGUAAUGGGUGGCCCCUGCCUUUUUGGUGGAGCCCUUUUUGCCAUAGACAGGUGUGAUCUCA
Rattus rattus (black rat) is the source of this 2060-nucleotide messenger RNA. RefSeq names its product torsin family 2 member A (gene Tor2a). Bases 52 to 1017 code for a protein of 321 amino acids. Lineage: Eukaryota; Metazoa; Chordata; Mammalia; Rodentia; Muridae. The transcript has 5 exons. Gene Ontology annotation, cellular component: endoplasmic reticulum lumen; endoplasmic reticulum; nuclear envelope. The record is from RefSeq and is a predicted model, not a curated record. Gene Ontology annotation, molecular function: ATP hydrolysis activity; ATP binding.